Molecule: messenger RNA, 3897 nt
Organism: Populus nigra (black poplar)
Lineage: Eukaryota; Viridiplantae; Streptophyta; Magnoliopsida; Malpighiales; Salicaceae
Exons: 11
Coding region: 533-3757 (1074 amino acids)
Molecular function (GO): protein binding
Source: RefSeq, a predicted model, not a curated record
AUGCCGAGCAUGGCCUUGUUGGGUAUAUUCUGUGGUUCGAUUCUCUUGUUCUUUACAGAAACCAAACACCUCAUAUAUAAUCUUUACUUCGUUUUGGUUUCUCUCUUUCAUAUUCGCCAAGCGUUUUUUUGUUUUUUUCUUAUCAAGCUGCAAUUCUAAGUGUCCUAUUGAGCUUGAUGCGUGUUGAUGGGCGUUUGUGAAUGGCUGCUGGAACUGCUUUGUGUUCAUGCUACUGAUGGUGAUGAUUUUAGUGGUUUAGCAGUUUUUUAAUUCAAGUUUGUAUUUAGAUGGAAAUCUCUUUUUGAUGCUCUUGAUUCUUAAACUGGAAAAUCAGUUAGCAUGGACUAGAAAGAUUCUAUUCCAUGGGCCAGGUGCUUUGUUUGUCAGGUGGUAACUUGUUAUAAGGGACUUCGGAUCUGGCUCUUGACAUUAAUUGGGCAAAACAGAUUUAAUGUUAAGCUGCAUUUGGAAGCCCUGAGCUACAAGCAAUAAAUUUCUGUGAGUUAAGAAGAAUUGUUUAGGUCAUUUGACAAUGGAGGUCCUGGUUUCACCACAAGGACAAAAAUAUAAUUUGCAAACAGCUGCUCAGAAAUUUUCAUCUGGUGGUUCACAGAAGGAUCUGUGGCAUGUCGUGCGAGAAGGAUCAUUGGCUGAUGUGGAUUUGGCAUUGGCACUGCAUAAGAAGAAUGGAGGAAAUAUUAAUGCAAGAAAUGUGUUUGGCCUGACUCCUCUUCAUAUUGCAACUUGGAGAAACCACAUUCCUAUUGUUAAGAGGCUUCUUGUAGCUGGCGCUGACCCUGAUGCUAGGGAUGGAGAAUCAGGAUGGAGUAGCCUUCACAGGGCUUUGCAUUUUGGUCAUCUUGCAGUUGCAAGUAUCCUCCUUCAGUCUGGUGCUUCCACUACAUUGGAGGACUGUAAGUCCCGUACACCAGUCGAUCUCCUGUCUGGCCCUGUAUUGCAGGUCAUCAGAGAUGGUUAUAAUUCAGUGGCUACCGAGGUGUUUAGUUGGGGAAGUGGUGCCAAUUAUCAACUUGGAACUGGAAAUACUCACAUACAAAAGCUACCUUGUAAAGUUGAUGCACUUCAUGGCUCUUUUGUUAAAUUAGUCUCUGCUGCUAAGUUUCAUAGUGCAGCAGUUAGUGCCAGUGGAGAAGUCUACACAUGGGGAUUUGGAAGAGGGGGCCGCCUUGGGCAUCCUGAAUUUGAUAUCCACAGUGGCCAAGCUGCAGUUAUCACUCCCCGUCAGGUGACUUCUGGUUUAGGAUCCCGCCGGGUGAAGGCAAUUGCAGCUGCUAAACACCACACUGUUCUUGCUACGGAGGGUGGGGAAGUUUUUACCUGGGGUUCCAAUAGAGAGGGUCAGCUUGGGUACACUGUGGACACUCAACCCACUCCUCGUAGGGUAAGUUCCCUUAGGUCAAGGAUUGUUGCUGUUGCUGCAGCAAACAAACACACUGCUGUAGUGUCUGAUUCCGGUGAAGUUUUCACUUGGGGUUGCAAUAGAGAGGGUCAACUUGGGUAUGGAACCUCUAACUCAGCAUCCAAUUACACUCCAAGAGCUGUCGAGUACUUGAAAGGCAAAGUUUUGACAGGAGUUUCAGUGGCAAAAUACCACACUAUUGUAUUGGGGGCUGGUGGAGAGGUUUAUACUUGGGGUCACCGACUGGUUACACCAAGACGUGUUGUGAUUGCUAGAAAUUUAAAGAAAAGUGGGAAUACCCCUUGGAAAUCUCAUCGCUUGGAACGACUUCAUGUGGCUGCUAUUGCUGCUGGGAUGGUGCAUAGCUUGGCUCUAACAGAUGAUGGCACAUUAUUUUAUUGGGCAUCUGCAGAUCCUGAUCUUCGAUGCCAACAGCUGUAUUCAUUGUGUGGAAACAAUAUCGUUAGCAUUUCCACAGGAAAGUAUUGGGCUGCUGUAGUUACAGCUACAGGCGAUGUUUACAUGUGGGAUGGAAAAAAGGGAAAGGAUGAGCCACCAGCUGUCACUCGAUUACAUGGUGUGAAAAAGGCCACGUCAGUUUCAGUUGGGGAAACACAUUUAUUGAUUGUUGGUUCCCUCUAUCACCCUAUCUAUCCAUCCAGUGAUGACAAGAGUCCUCAAACACAGAUGGUGCAAGUUAGGGAUGAAAUAGAGGAGCUUGAAGAAGAUUGUAUGUUUAAUGAUGCAGAGUCUAAUCAUAUGUCAUCCGUUGUAGAGAAGGAUGAUUCUGGCCAAAAGUCCAUACCAAGCUUAAAAGCUCUUUGUGAAAAAGCAGCUGCAGAAAGUCUGGUUGAGCCACGAAAUGUCAUACAAAUGCUUGAAAUUGCCGAUUCACUUGGAGCAGAAGAUCUGAGGAAGCAUUGUGAGGAUAUUGCCAUUCACAACCUUGAUUAUAUUUUAACAGUCUCAUCACAUGCUUUUGGUAGUGCCUCACCUGAAAUUCUUGCUAAUCUUGAAAAUCUGUUAGACCAAAGGUCAUCUGAACCUUGGAGCUAUCGUAGUCUUCCAACUCCAACAGCUACUCUUCCUGUCAUUAUCAAUAUUGAGGAAGAUGGUGAAAGCGAGGUUUCAAGGACUCGUGACAAUUACAGUGACAAAUCCACCCCAAGGAGUGUAAUAGAUCAACAAUUAAAUUCCUUCCUACAACCCAAAGAUGAUCCUAUUUCCAAACAAGUUCGGGCUUUACGAAAGAAGUUGCAGCAGAUUGAGAUGCUUGAGACAAAGCAAUCUAAGGGGCAUAUUCUUGACGAUCAACAAAUUGCAAAACUUCAGACAAGAUCAAUUCUUGAAAGUUCACUGGCUGAACUUGGUGCUCCAGUUGAAACAGCACUGGUAAAAGCAUCAUCUUCAGUAUCACCAGAUGAGAAGGGGAGCAAAAAAUCUGAGGUAUCAAGAAAACAAAGAAGAAAGAGCAAACAACAGCCAGAACAAAGGGAAAUGCCAUCUGCUUUUACUAGCACUGAUGCAGAAUCCAGUUCUGUAAAGAAUUUCAUGGAUGUUGAGGUCUUGCAAUUUCCCACAAAUAAGGAGGAAGAGACCACGUUUGGUGGUAGUGUGGUGAACCAAACUUCUAAAGAGAUCGGAUUCUUUGUUCAGAAGAAAUCAGGUUCAGACUUGCCAAAAAAUAAGAUUUCAUCUCCAGCAGUAUCCAAGAAAAAGAACCGCAAGGGUGGGCUUUCCAUGUUCUUGAGUGGUGCCCUGGAUGAGGUCCCCAAAGAUGCUGCUCCCCCUCCACCAACACCCAGAAGUGAGGGUCCUGCAUGGGGUGGGGCUAAGGUUUCAAAGGAAUCUGCUUCACUUCGUCAAAUACAGGAUGAACAGAGCAAAACCAAAUUGAAUAUACCAACUAGGAACAAAGAUCAGGUGGAAGAUCAUUUUGAUAGAAGUGAUGGAAAAGUUUUGUUGAGCUCACUUAUGCCUUCCAAACCAAUUCCUCUGGUGUCAGUACCAGCAUCACAGGCAUCUGAUGCAGAAAUAAACACACCCUCAUGGGCUUCCGGGACUCCUCCACUUCUUUCUCGACCAUCACUUAGAGACAUCCAAAUGCAGCAGGGAAAGCGACAUCAAAGUAUAUCCCAUAGUCCAAAGAUGAGAACACAUGGAUUCUCAGUUUCCACGGGUCAGGGCUCGCCAUCAGAUUCUCCAGGAAUGAACCGCUGGUUCAAACCUGAGGUUGACACUCCCUCAUCGAUCCGUUCGAUUCAGAUCGAGGAAAAGGCUAUGAAGGACCUGAAGCGCUUCUACAGUAGUGUUAAGAUUGUCAAGAACCCAUCUUAAGAUGGCUGUAUGAUUUAACUUCAGUACUUGGCAACAUGGGCGCUUCGUUGCUCUUGUUUUCAGUUAAAUGCACUGCCUGAUUUCACUGUACAGAGGUUACAUUGUACAUUCUGUUGUUCUAGUUUUUAGAGUAGUUUUCA